UUUUCCACUGAAGGGGGGGAUUCUUUCUUGAAGUGAACACAUAGGCAAUUGAUAAGUUGUAAAGGUACUGGGAAAGAAAACCGUUAGCUCAGGGGCGAAAUUGCUUUUAUAAUAACGAUUCCAACAGUUGAUUUGCGUCGCUACAUCCUUCAUUGCAACGAAAGCAUUUAAGUUCGGCGUGUUCUCUACGCCAGUUGUUUAGUGGGAGGAAAAUGCCAUCUUUUUCAUGGAGGCUUUGGCUUGGCCUGGUUCUGAUCCUCCCAUCUUCGCUGGCGGCGGACGAAGUGUCGUCGCUGCUGCAGGACUGGCAUGACGUGUGGCUGUUCCGCUUCUUCCUCAACGUGCUGGGCUAUACCACCAUCAUCAUCCCCGGCUACUUCCUCAUCACCUACUUGAAGAGGAUCAACUACCUCCAAACAGGUGUGGAUGAUCUACAAACCGGCCGAGGCAUUUUCUAUCCUGUCAUAAAGGCCUGUGUGUUUGGAAGUGAAACGAAGACAGGUCUCCUAGACGAUGUGUCGCUAGCUCCCAGAAAUGAUGCGGACUCGGGCUCGUCGGCCAGACAAGCCUUCAAGUUAGUCUUCUGUGCUGCAGGACUUCAGGUGUCCUACCUGACAUGGGGUGUCCUACAGGAGAGGGUGAUGACUCGCUCGUACGGGGCUUCCACCCCCGAGGAGGAGGGCGAACACUUCAAGGACUCCCAGUUCCUGGUGUUCAUGAACCGUAUCCUGGCGCUGACCGUGUCAGGCCUGUGGUGUGUCCUGUUUAAGCAGCCCCGCCACGGCGCACCCAUGUACAAGUACUCAUUUGCCUCGCUCUCCAACGUCCUCAGCAGCUGGUGCCAGUACGAGGCCCUCAAGUACAUCAGCUUCCCCACCCAGGUGCUGGCCAAGGCCUCUAAAGUGAUCCCUGUCAUGCUCAUGGGCAAGAUUGUGUCACACAAGAGCUACGAGUACUGGGAGUACCUGACGGCGGCACUCAUCUCUCUGGGUGUCAGCAUGUUCUUGUUGACGAGCACGGCAGAUAAGCACCCAUCUACGGUCACAACGUUCAGCGGCGUGGUCAUCUUGGGUGGCUACAUAGUCUUCGACAGCUUCACGUCCAACUGGCAGGACAACCUGUUCAAGCACAAGAUGUCAUCUGUGCAGAUGAUGUUCGGGGUCAACCUCUUCUCCUGCCUCUUCACCGUGGGCUCGCUGCUGGAGCAGGGCGCCUUCUUCGACUCGCUGGCCUUCAUGACGCGCCACUCGGAGUUCGCAUUCCAUGCUGUGCUGCUGUCGGUGUGCUCGGCGUGCGGCCAGCUCUUCAUCUUCUACACCAUCGCGCAGUUCGGCGCCGCCGUCUUCACCAUCAUCAUGACCCUGCGGCAGGCCAUCGCCAUCCUGCUCUCCUGCUUCCUGUACGGCCACGCCGUCACCAUGGUGGGGGGCUUGGGCAUGGCCGUGGUCUUCCUCUCCCUCUUCCUGCGUGUCUACGCCCGCAGCCGCAUGAAGGCGGGACGCAAGGUACCACAGCCACAGGUGCAGAAGGUCUAGGAGGAGGAAUUGGAGGGAACUGGAAAAUGAACUAAAGCCACGUUUUCGGUGGCGCUUUUUCUCAUCUGUAUGUCCAGUUUGACUUUUUAAGUGUUCAUUUUAUGGGUUUCUACUUGUAUAGAAAGGUACAGAAAGGGAUUUAAUGCCUUUUAAAGGUGUUUGCCUUGACACGAACUGAGCUGUUGUCGGAGGUCAUUCGGCUAAAACAAUCAGCAGUCACAGGCGUUUUAAAUUACACGGCAACCGUCGCUUGUCCAUUUGUGUAUCUGAAACCCAGCUCAAAAGCAUACCACAUUGGCAUGUGAAAUGUAAAUAACUGAUAAUGGCUGACGCCUUUUGAUUUCUGCCUCCAUGAUAUGCUUCUGGAGCAGCACUCGGAACAUAAAUUUGACAUUUGAGGUGUAGUGUUGGCGCUAGUACAUGAGCUGUGUACUGCAAGACUCCAGCUCUUGGUAAUGUAACAUUGCGAAUGGCACCAUAUUAAGUGGUUUAUAAGGCCUCUAUGAAAAGUUACUUUGACAGUGAGAGAACAUGAGAUAUUGUGGUGAGCGGAGCAGGGGAUCAUCUCGGUUUAGAUACUAGAUCAAUUUAGUUUAAAAACGAUGUCAUUAUUGCAUUGUUCUACUUUUUGGACAUGGCAUGAGAGAAAUGUUCUGUGAUCAUUACUAGUCAAUGAUCAGGUAAUUCUGUUUGAAUAUUUUAUUUCUUCUGUAUAAAGAAGAUUCACUUUGGGCACUGUUCUGACUUGAGAUCUGCCCAAUUAACUUACGUUUUCGCAGAAGUCUAUCAUUGACAUGAAUGAAGGAUUUACGCGGACAUUCGAGCUGUGCAAACCCAGAUCUCAAGUCAAAAUACAGAUCAUAGAAAGUUGAUGUUUUUUGACCCUCGUGGCUUACCAGAGUAUGUCUGAUAAGGAAUGUUACUGAUCGUGUCCCCACAGAGAGAACUAAACCAUUUUCCUCACAGUAUCACAAGAAUAAAUGCGCAGCUUACCAGCAAACCAUCAAAAAUAACUUUGCAGCAGUUAAUGUUCUAUAUUAUAUGGACCUGGAACUGUGUCUGUCACCAACACAAUGCCUACAGAAAGUAUUCAGACCACUUGACUUUUUCCACAUUUUGUUACGUUACAGCCUAUUCUAAACUGUAUUGCAUCGUUUUUAUCCCCUCCUCAAUCUAAACACAAUUCCACCAUAAUGUCAAAGCAAAAACGGGUUUUUAGAAUUGUUUGCAAAUGUAAUUAAAAAAAAUAUUAUAUUUGCGUAAGUUUGCAGACCCUGUUCAUUCAUGCACCUGAGCUCAACUUCGAGUCUCAUAGCAAAGGGUCUGCAUACUUGGGUAAAUAAGGUAUUUCUGUUUUUAAAGUUGUAUAAAUAUGCAAACAUUUCUAAAAACCUGUUUUCGCUUUGUAAUUAUAGGGUGUUGUGUGUAGAUUGACGAGCAAAAAAAAACAAUUGAAUCAAUUUUAGAAAAAGGCUAACGUGACUGUGGAAAAAGGCUAACGUGACUGUGGAAAAAGGCUAACGUGACUGUGGAAAAAGGCUAACGUGACUGUGGAAAAAGGCUAACGUGACUGUGGAAAAAGGCUAACGUGACUGUGGAAAAAGGCUUGGGAUCUGAAUACUUUCCGCUGCAGUGUGUGUGUGUUCGGCCAACAGAUGCUUAUUCAAGAUGCCCAUCUUAUUUUUAAAUAGGACACACUAACGUUGGGUCAUGCAAAAGACAAUUUACUGUCAAAUGCCAGCAAGAGUUGCAGCGAGACGGAUUUAUUUGAACAUUCAGCCUGCACAAUUAUUUGCUCUCUGCUUUGUUAGUUUAGGAUUCAACUUGGAAAACCAUAGUGACAUAUUUGAUUAGCAUAAAUGCCAUCAAUCUUUAUGCUGUAUGUUAAAAGUUUUGUGGCAUUAAUUUAGUGGCCUGGCUGACCCAGGAAGUGUGUAUGGAGAGGGAAGGACUUCCAGUUUGCCUAGCCAGGCAAAUGAAUCGGCGCUAUGUAUAUAAACUAAUUAUCAUUAAUUGAUACACUAUAUGUUUGUAUACAGUACCAGUUAAGUUUGGACAAACGUACUCAUUCGAGGGUUUUACAUAAUUUUGUAUUAUUUUCUACAUUGUAGAAUAAUAGUGAAGACUUCUAAACUAUGAAAUAACACACACUACCAUUCAAAACUUUGUGGUCACUUAGAUAUUUACUUGUUUUUGAAAGAAAUGCAAAAAAUGUUUGUCCAUUAAAAUAACAUCAAAUUGAUCAGAAAUACAGUGUAGACAUUGUUAAUGUUGUAAAUUACUAUUGUAGCUGGAAACAUUUUAUUUUCAUGGAAUAUAUACAUAGGCGUCCAGAGGCCUAUUAUCAGCAACCAUCUCUCGUAUGUUCCAAUGGCACGUUGUGUUAGCUAAUCCAAGUUUAUCAUUUUAAAAGGCUAAUUGAUCAUUAGAAAACCCUUUUGCAAUUAUGUUAGCACAGCUGGAAACUGUUGUACUGAUUAAAUGAGCAAUACAACUGGCCUUCUUUAGACUAGACUAGUUGAGUAUCUGGAGCAUCAGCAUUUGCAGGUUUGAUUACAGGCUAAAAAUGGCCAGAAACAAAGAACUUUCUUCUGAAACAUGUCAGUCUAUUCUUGUUCUUAGAAAUUAAGGCUGUUCCAUGCUGAAAUUGCCAAGAAACUGAAGAUCGCAGAACAGCGCAAACUGGCACUAACCAGAAUAGAAAGAGGAGUGGGAGACCCGGGUGCACAACUGAGCAAGAGGACAAGUACAUUAGCAUCUAGUUUGAGAAACAGAUGCCUCACAAGUCCUCAACUGGCAGCUUCAUUAACUUCUUGACGCACCCAUCCUGUUAGCAGGAUCAUUUUCGUCAACAUCCACUGAAUUGCAGAGCGCCAAAUUAAAUUACUCAAAAUAUUUAAUUUUCAUAAUCACAAGUGCAAUAUAGCAAAACAAAGCUUAGCUUGUUGUUAAUCCACCUGACAUAUCAGAUUUCAAAAAAGCUUUACAUCAAAAGCUAUCCAAGCAUUUAUGUUAGGACAUCUCUCUCAGCAGACAAAACAUUACAAACAGCUAGCAGUAAAGUAGAUUGGUCAGAAAAGCAAUAAAAUGAAUUGCUUACCGUUUGAUGAUCUUCGGAUGUUUGCACUCACGAGACUUCCAGUUACACAAUAAAUGUUCCUUUUGUUCCAUAAAGAUUAUUUUUAUAUCCAAAAACCUCCAUUUGGUUGGCACGUUUUGUUCAGAAAUCCACAGGCUCGUGCAGAUCAUGACGGGCAGACGAAAAUUCCAAAUAGUAACCAUAAAGUUCGUAGAAACAUGUCAAACUUUUUUAUAAUCAAUCCUCAGGUUGUUUUUACAAUAAAUAAUCGAUAGUAUUUCAACCGGACCGUAGCUUUUGUCAAUAGGAGAGAGAGAAAAUGUCUGCUCCAAGCUGUUGCACAUGCAAAACUCUGCUGGCACCCAGCCAUCCACUGACAUGAUGUGAUUGUUCUAUCUAAUUUGUCAGAAUAAAAGGCUGAAACUAUGUCUAAAGACAGUUCACACCAUGUGGAAGCCAUAGGGAAAGGAAUCUGGUUGAUAUCCCUUUAAAUGGAGGGAAGGCAUGCAAUGGAACAGGGAGAUUCGUUUCUCUUAGGCACUUCCUGGUUGGACUUUCCUCAGGUUUUCGCCUGCAAUAUCAGUUCUGUUAUACUCACAGACAAUAUUUUGACAGUUUUGGAAACUUUAGGAUAGAAAACACUCCAAUCUGACAAUUUAUAUGCAUAUUCACGAUUCUGGGCCUGAGAAAUAGGCAGUUUCAUUUGGGUACGUUUUUCAUCCAAACAUCAAAAUACUGCCCCCUACACUCAACAGGUGAAAUGGUACCCGCAAAAUACCAGUCUCAACGUCAGCAGUGAAGAUGCGACUCCGGGAUGCUGGCCUUCUAGGCAGAGUUGCAAAGAAAAAGCCAUAUCUCAGACUAGCCAAUAAAAGUUUAUGAUGGGCAAAAGAACACAGACACUGGACAGAGGAACUCUACCUAGAAGGCCAGCAUCCCAGAGUUGUCUCUUCACUUUUGACGUUGAGACUGGUGUUUUGCAGGUACUAUUUGUAUUUCUGAUCAAUUUGAUGUUCUUUUAAUGGACAAAAAAAAUGUAUUUUCUUUCAAAAACAAGGGAAUUUCUAAGUGAUCCCAAACUUUUGAACGGUAGUGUAUGGAAUCAUGUAGUAACCAAGAACGUGUUAAACAAAUCAAAAUAGAUUUGAAAUUCUUCAUGUGGAAUGCUUUUCCAACGGUCAUGAAGGAGUUUCAACAUAUGCUGAGCACUUGUUGGCUGCUUUUCCUUCACUCUGCAGUCCAACACAUCCCAAACCAUCUCAAUUGGGGUUGAGGUCGGGGGAUUGUGGAGGCCAUGUCAUCUGAUGCAGCACUCCAUCCCUUUCCUUCUUGGUUAACUAGCCCUUACACAGCCUGGAGGUGUGUUUUGGGUCAUUGUCCUGUCGGAAAAACAAACGAUAGUCCCACUAAGCGCAAACCAGAUGGGAUGGCGUAUCGCUGCAGAAUGCUGUGGUAACCAUGCUGGUUAAGAGUGCCUUGAAUUCUAAACAAAUAACUAAGUGUCACCUUCAAUGCACCAUCACAUUACCUCCUCCGUUCUUCAUGGUGGGAACCCCUCAUGUGGAGAUCAUCCGUUCACCUACUCUGCGUCUCACAAAGACACGGCGGUUGAAACCAAAUAUCUCAAAUUUGGACUCAUCAGACCAAAGGACAGAUUUCCACCGGUCUUAUGUCCAUUGCUCAUGUUUCUUGGCCCAAGCAAGUCUCUUCUUAUUGGUGUCCUUUUUAGUAGUGGUUUCUUUGCAGCAAUUCAACCAUGAAGGCCUGAUUUCAUGCAGUCUCCUCUGAACAGUUGUUGACAUGUCUGUUUGUUGAACCCUGUGAAGCAUUUAUUUGGGCUGCAAUCUGAGGUGCAGUUAACUCUAAUGAAUUUAUGUGCUCAGCAGAGGAAACUCUGGGUCUUCCUUUCCUGUGGCGGUCCUCAUGAAAGCCAGUUUCGUCAUAGUGCUUGAUGGUUUUUGCGACUGCACUUGAAGAAACUUUCAAAGUUCUUGAACUUUUUCCGGAUUGACUGACCUUCAUGUCUUAAAGUAAUGAUGGACUGUCAUUUCUCUUUGCUUAUUUGAGCUGUUUUUGCCAUAAUAUGGACUUGGUCUUUUACCAAAUAGGGCUAUCUUCUGUAUACCACCCCUACCAUGUCACAACUCAUUGUCUCAAGCGCAUUAAGAAGGAAAACAUUUUAAAAAAUGUACUUUUAACAAGGCACAUCUGUUAAUUGAAAUGCAGCAGCGUUUGGCUACUUAAACAAAUCAAAAUAUGUUUGAGAUUUAAAAAAAACCUAUUUGGUUACUACAUGAUUCCAUAUGUAUUAUUUCAUAGUUUUGAUGUCUUCACUAUUAUUCUACAAUGUAGAAAAUGGAAACAAAUAAAGAAAAACCCUUUAUUGAGUAGGUGUGUCCAAACUUUUUCGUGGUACACUGCGUGUACCUAACAUUAAGAACACCUUCCUAAUAUUGAGUUGCACCCCCCACUUUUGCCCUCAAAAGAUUUAUCAAGUAUCAUCGAGAUAAUAAGAGAUCAUAGCUUUCACCUGGUCGAUCCAUCAUGGAAAGAGCAGGUGUUUGUAAUGUUUUGUACACUCGGUGUAUAACUUGGAACCGGACUUGGACCUGUUAUACUGGUAUUAUCAACAUUUUAAUUUAUAUUCAAACAAGCCAUUGUCAGUAAUCACCCAUAGGGCGUAGCAUGUACAGACACUGUCAAUUAAGGGUGUUUAUUUGUCAAAUUGCAAUCAUUUCAUGAAGUUGAAAUAUAAAACUUUCAAAUAUACGGCACUAUCAUUAACUAUGGUCCAGAAGCCAAUCUUGCUCUUGCUGCAACACUUGAGAUGAAUAUGACUCAAAACAAUAUCAAUGCCCUAUGUAUAGGCUGUACAAAUUUUAUAUUUUUAUGUUCUGUUUACAUUAGCUUGACACCUUUGUUGAGAUGUCAGUUGGCUUAUGGUGGUGUUUGAAUAGACUGUUUGCCCCACCUCUAUCCGGCCUAGACAAAGACUAUAGUUAGAACAACUAAUAUACUAGUAGCAAAGCAAAUGUCAUAGAAUGGGUCAUGGGAUGUGGCAUAUUCAAGAUAAUUCAAUGGUUUUUACAGAGCCUUGAAUGUUGUCUAGGGAAGAAUGCAAUGUAAAAAUUUGUCUUUGGACACAUGGUGCGUAGUCGAAUACAGUACAUGUUUCUUAUGAUGGAGUCAUACAUUUAAAAAAAAUCUGUCUGUAAUGAUGUGCUUAUUUUGGGGAGAGCUGCGCUGUUGAUAUCUGCUUUUUGAUGUGUGAAUGUUUUAAUGUGGCCUGAAUGGAUGGUGAUGGUGGUUGAUGUUCUCUCUCAGGAAUGUGAAGGAUGGAUUGGACAGUCUUGGGCUUUGGCGUAGAACUAAAUGUAACCGGUACUUUCUGUUUUUAUCCUUUGUAGUAUUUUAACUAGUAGGCUGGAUUGAUCAUUAAAAUAUUUUAAAUGAAUUUAAAUACAUGAAGUUAACACUUGGAA
Molecule: messenger RNA, 8096 nt
Organism: Oncorhynchus keta (chum salmon)
Lineage: Eukaryota; Metazoa; Chordata; Actinopteri; Salmoniformes; Salmonidae
Product: adenosine 3'-phospho 5'-phosphosulfate transporter 1-like
Exons: 4
Coding region: 213-1535 (440 amino acids)
Biological process (GO): transmembrane transport
Cellular component (GO): Golgi membrane; endoplasmic reticulum membrane
Molecular function (GO): 3'-phosphoadenosine 5'-phosphosulfate transmembrane transporter activity
Source: RefSeq, a predicted model, not a curated record